AUGGUUGGGUCAGGACCCAACCGCUGUGGCAGAGCCAAGUCAGACAUGCUGCCAAUCGUACCAGACGGACAAAUACCUGACUCAGACUCCAAGGCCACGACCAGAUUGCACGACAUGGUGGAUCAAAUGCGUAGGACCGGCGGGGCUAUUGGCAACUCGCCAAACAAUCUUCCUGCAAACCUAUGGAACCAAAGAUCCGCCAGGCCGCCCUCUGGGGACUUGGUCAAACCGGACCCUGGAGCUACCGCCGGGCCCAAAAGAGGACUCAGUCCCAACCCGGUCGAUUCCCAACCCAACUCACGCGCCCGACAUGAGCCCGCACAGGCCGUCAGAAGCCAGGCAAGCACUACCGUUGAUGAGGACCAACUGGAUGAGCUGACGCCGGCCCAAGUACGACCUGAGUCCGAACCCGCUAGCCUUGAGGUGUUCUUGAUCCGAUGUGGCAUUCAACCGGACGAUCGACACACCCGCGAGAUCCUCAGUCAACAUAGGAUAACCCAGCCCAAGCACUUCGGCCUCUCAGACGAGAGUGAACUCCAAGCACUUGGCCUCACCGUUGGAGCAUCUCGGGCGCUCUGCCAGGGUGGGCAUCCGACCCGACCGACCUAG
Puccinia graminis f. sp. tritici CRL 75-36-700-3 is the source of this 609-nucleotide messenger RNA. RefSeq lists its product as uncharacterized. Bases 1 to 609 code for a protein of 202 amino acids. The transcript is spliced from 2 exons. Lineage: Eukaryota; Fungi; Basidiomycota; Pucciniomycetes; Pucciniales; Pucciniaceae. The record is from RefSeq and is a predicted model, not a curated record.